This is a messenger RNA of Penicillium roqueforti, 411 nucleotides long. RefSeq lists its product as uncharacterized. The transcript has a single exon. The record is from RefSeq and is a predicted model, not a curated record. Lineage: Eukaryota; Fungi; Ascomycota; Eurotiomycetes; Eurotiales; Aspergillaceae. The coding region runs from base 1 to 411 and encodes 136 amino acids.
AUGGUGAAACCCGAGCCUACUCCUCCCGCUUCAUCUCUCCCUGCCGAAGCCGCAACAGUCCCUUUGGAUUCAACAACCCGCGUUACCCCAAUCCACCCCGAUCUCACCGAAAUAAAAGUUCCACAAGGGGCACUGCCAUCAUAUUGCUAUGACCCAGUAACAUGCCAACCAAUCAAACAUCGGGAUUACCAAACUGAGCUUAUGCAACUGGAAGAACAAUACAAAACACGUGAGGCAGCGCUCCAUGCGCAGGAAGAAAUUGCCAAAGAGGUGAAAGAGAAGAUUGAGACUGCGGAACGGAAACGAGAGGAGGUUCAAAAAUCUAUUGACAAAAAGGUCAAGGAACGCGACACCGAGAUGAAGGUCGUGUCCAAGUUUCAAGAGACCAAGGCAUCGGACAUUCCGUCUUGA